AUGGCUGACUUCUCCCGAUACACCGGUCCUAGUGAGGAGUGGCUGGCGUUGGAAGCAACCCUGCCAGCGCUUCCGGAUUUCGCCUCCUUGGAAGCUCUGAAAGCCGAAGCCAAUGCGGGGCGUGAAGCCAUCGCUACGAAGGCCCUGGUUGCGGAGGGUCUCCAAUCGCAGGUCUCCUUCCGAGACUAUUCCAUCCCUGCUCGCGACGGGGCAACUCUCGAGGCCAGAACAUAUCGUCCAGCCUCUCUGCCUUCCUCGCAGCCUCUUCCUGUGUAUAUACACCUGCACGGCGGUGGCUUUCUUCUAGGAACUCUUGCAUCGGAAGAUGCAAUUUGUUCGCGUAUUGUCGUCGGCCUGGUCGCUGAAUCAACCCCGGUGGUCGUAAUCAACGUCAACUACCGGCACACCCCGGAGCACAAAUACCCGACUGCGUGGAACGACGUCGAAGAUGCCUUCCACUGGGUCCACGACAACCUCACGGAGAUCGGCGGCGACGGUGAUCAAGUCGUCGUCGGUGGCAUAUCGGCCGGUGCUCAUCUAACUGCCUCCUUGGUGCUGGCACAGAACCUCGGCACUGACGAAACCUUGUCUAAGCGACCAAAGAUAAAGGGUCAAGUGUUGAUGAUCCCGGCAUUAGUCGCGCAAAACUGUUACGCGAAACAGCUUGCGAAGCUGAAGGCCCCGGAGGUGUCGAGCUAUGUGCAAAAUGAACAUGCCCCGAUCCUGCCAGUGACUCGGGUUGAGUUUUUCAGUGGACUUUUGGGACACCCUGGGGUCGAGACAGACCUGCGAUUGAAUCCGGGAAACGCGACGGCCGAGCAAGUGCAGGGAUUACCGCCGACCACAUUCGGUAUUGCAGGUAGAGACCCCUUGAGGGACGAGGGGCUCUUGUAUGCGAUGUUGCUAAGUGAAAAUGGUGUCCCGACGGAUGUCAAUGUCUUCACUGGUCUGCCGCAUGGGUUCAGAAGACAUGGUACUCUUUCGGAAAGUAAACGAUGGGAUGCAGUGAUGAACCGGGGGAUCAAGUGGGCCUUGAGUGGUCCUGCCGCCACUGGGGCCUUUGUGAUUAAGGAGAAAUGAGAUACACAUAGUCUUGGAUUUUACUUGGGCUCUUUUGGAUACUUCCGUCGGAUUUAAAUACAGGAUUGAAAGUACAAAAAGGACUCAAUGACUACCAUUCACUCUGCUCGCUCCCUCGGCGGUCCGGGUCUUGCUCCAUCCUUCAACCGAUCUGUCCUCGAUGAUUUUUAGCUGAACCUCCUGCGUUCUUUUGAAAUACCCUGCGUGAAUGUGGUCAUCCAUAUGCACAUCUUUAUAGCCUUCCUUUGCUACAGACUUUGGCGUGACCAUCAAUGAAUGACCUGGCAAUGUC
Molecule: messenger RNA, 1372 nt
Organism: Aspergillus melleus
Lineage: Eukaryota; Fungi; Ascomycota; Eurotiomycetes; Eurotiales; Aspergillaceae
Product: alpha/beta hydrolase
Exons: 3
Coding region: 1-1080 (359 amino acids)
Molecular function (GO): hydrolase activity
Source: RefSeq, a predicted model, not a curated record